This is a messenger RNA of Saxophila tyrrhenica, 5520 nucleotides long. RefSeq lists its product as uncharacterized. The transcript is spliced from 2 exons. Lineage: Eukaryota; Fungi; Ascomycota; Dothideomycetes; Mycosphaerellales; Extremaceae. The record is from RefSeq and is a predicted model, not a curated record. Bases 1 to 5520 code for a protein of 1839 amino acids.
AUGGGUGUCACCUCGCGCUUCCGCGACAACAUCCGCCCACCCCUCCCCGCCCCCACCGAGAGCAACGACGAAGGCGACAACACCACCUCCGGCCUCGAGACCGAUGUAGCGACCAACCUCACCGCCGCCACGGACAAGACGAGCUACGAAGUGCCCGAGAACGGCCAGCCGAUUAAGAUUCACACGGAGAGAGGGAAGGAGUUCAAGCACGGGCGCGAGCAGAGCCAGACGAGUUUGUUGAUUGAGUAUUUUGAGGGCAGCAAGACGAAGGGCGAUAAGACGAGGUCCAAGCCAAGUGUGAGGGUCAAGGUCACGCCGAGCGCGAGGAAGAAGAGUGGAAGUGGAGGGCCGGAUGCGAUUCAGAUUACUGGCAUUGGGAAGGAUCGCAAGACUUCGUACACGCGGCGGAUAAAUUUUGACAGCGGGCGCAGCGCGGAAGUGGGACUGCCGGGGCUGCCGAGUGCGACGGACGUGAGCCAGAGUACCGACAGCAACGUUUCUGCGCGCCCGCCGAUUGAGGUCGAGGUAUUGGAUCAUAACAACAGUGAUCUUUCGACGCAAUCGCGGGGACUGAUGUACGGGCCGCAAGACUCGAACGUGUCGUCCAUGCCGCCGGACAGCAUGUUGGAAGGCAGCAACGUCACGGAGAGCGAGCGCGGGGACGACGAUGUGACGGUGAAGGAAGGGGUGUAUCUGAACGCGCCCCAAGGGUCGCGAGAUCGCAACGCGAGUCACGAGCGCCUGACGCAGAAGGUCAUGGAGAAGUUGAGCCAGACGCAGACGUCUAUGCCAAAGAAAGGGAGUCGGUCGAAGAGCGAUCGGAAUUUGAGCGAGUAUGCUUCGAAGAGCCGGCAAUUCGACAGCGACACCGUUAGUGGAGUGGAGAGCAGCGUUCUGUCUUCGAAUACCGGCCAUUCCUACCGCUCUGGCUCCGACGUCUCGAAUAACCCCAAGCUUCUCGGAAUGGUCGAGGAUACGAUCCGCCGCAUCAUCUUGCCCGAAAUCAACGCUAUCAAGGAGGACCAGCGCACCGAUCGGAACGUUCGCUCCUUCGAGAACAGAUCUAGCAGCAGACAGGGCUCUAUUCUGGAGGAAAUGUACACGCGCAACGGCCUCAGUCGGAAUUUGAGCAAGUCUUCCAGCUCGCCGAAUAUUUCGAGCAAGCCGAAGGUUGUGCUGAAUCGCGACGGCGAGGAUCCGGGUGUGGUGCUUUCGAGGGGUGAUUCGGAGAGGAAGAAGUCGUCUCGGAAGUCGAGCAAGGGGAGUUAUACUGAGGAGAGGAGGUAUACUGAAGAGCGGCCUUCGAGUCGGCGGUCUUCUGGCGGCAGGUCUUCUCGUGGUUAUGAUGAUGGCGAUACGAUUAAGGCAAAGUCGAGCAAGAGCAGCAGCAGCAAGCUCCGCGAUGCUGCCGCGACUGGCGUUGUGGGUGGGCUGCUCACGGGCGCCGCGCUGAAGAGUCUGGAGUCUAGUCGCGACUCUCCGGACCAGCGCAAGCGGCGGAGCAAGUCCAAGAGCAGUCGGCGCAGCAGCGGCUCGAGGGCGGUGGAAGAGGAGAGUUACCUCAGCGAAGACGUCCCGCCGAUGCCGAUGGCGAGCCAUAUCAAUGACUCGGAGGUUACGAGGUCGAGUCUAGUGUCUGAUGCUACUGCGACGCCGCAUGCGGAGACGCAUACGCCUGUGCAUGAAGUCUCGCGCGGGUCGUUGCGGGAGAACGUCUCGGUCGGCACACCACCACGCACACCCGGAUCGAGGGGUCUGAGCGCAAGUCGUACAACCACACGAUCUUACGACAGUCCGAAGAGCCCGUCUGGAAUGUCGACCAAAGAACGUAUCGCUGCUCUGGGUGCAGCUGGCGUCGGUGGUGCGGCUGCCGCGAAAGGGUCAGAGGAGGUGUACGAUCGCCAUGUCGACAAUGAUGGAUACGGCGACGGCAGCGCCUCGCCAAUCACGUACCGAAAAACUUCGAGCCCGAUGCAGAGUGUUUCCAGCUUGAAGCAGAGUUUCGAAGAAGAGUCGCUGAAGCCGCAGGAGCUUCGUCUGAGGAGUGCGGCGUCAAGGUCUUCUGCUGGGAGGACGGCCUCGAGGAGUAGUCUGCGCUCUGGUGCGACGUCCCCGAGCUCGAAGCAGAGCACGAAGCUUGCGGGCUCGAGACAGCAGUCUUCGCGCAGUAUUGGCGAGGGUUAUGCUACGGAGUACGCCACGCCUGCGGAGGAGUUUGGACGGGGGAGCACGCCGGGCACGCCGACUUAUGGGGAGAGUGUGGAUGAUUGGUAUGAGCGGCAGCAUCAGCUGAAUGAUGAGUACCGGCAUUCUCUGGACGCUGAAGAGCAUCAGAGAGACGAGUACCGGCAUUCGCUGGAUGUUGAGGACCCUUCGUUCGCCAGGUCUUCAAAUCGCGACUCCUACCAAACGAACCCGUACCCACAGGACGAGAAGCGAUUCACCUUCUACUCCGAAGACGGCCAGGAAGGCGACCGCUCGCUCGACGAUCUGCAGGAAGAGCAAGACCUCCGCGGCGUCGGAGCAGGCAAUCCUCAAUACGUCCACACACCCGUCGGCGUGGAAUCAGCAGUCGCCUCGCUCGUCAUGGAGCCCUCGACCCUCAGCAGCGGCCAGAGCCGCCUCUCCACCCAAAGCAAAGGCAGCCCCGUCAAACAACAACAGCAGACCAACAACUCCUUCUCCGCCCGCCUGCGCGAGCUGGGCAAGGACAGCCCGCCGCUGUACCAAGGCUCGACGCUCAGCCAGAGCAUGCCGAGUCAAGACCGCUGGCAGGCGAUCAAGGGCCGCGCGAGGGACAUGUCUUCGUCGCGGGAAGCUCUCUCCCCGCAGCCUCUAAAGAGUGUCCGCGAAGAGCGUUCGAUGGAGCAGCAGCCGAUUAUGAGCUCGAGUGGCUUACCGUUGGCCGAGGAUCCGAUGCCGGAGAUUGGGCAUUUCGACGACUCGAAGAGUGAAGUCAGCACGAACGCUUCGAUUGUGCGGGAGACGCUGGGUGGGGAUGCGACGGGGAAGAGCAGUUGGCCGUAUCCUUCUCCUGACCCUGCUAUGCAGGAGCAGAGGGGUUUGCGGGGGAGCGAGAGUCGGAGUUUGAAGAGCGGGGCGAGUUAUGGGAAGGGCGCGAUGGCUGCUGCUGCUGCUGGUGGGGCGGCGGCGCUUGCGGGGGCGCAUGCGAUGAGGCAGGCGAGUGUGGAGGAUGAGGAGGAGGACAGGCUGACGCCUGAUGUUGGGCGGAGUGGGCGGUAUAUUGAUCGCGAAGCUACUCCAACCAGUCCAGCGGCUUUCAGAGAUGAGGGAUAUGCUACUGAUGCGCAGGCGCGAUCGGCUGGUGCUCUCACGCCUGAGGCUCACCAGAGAGCUUACAGCAAGCGGGAAGUGGACGAGUACAACCGCGCCAUGGCCAAUUAUGAUGGCGGGCUUGGAGGUGGGAAAGAAGACCCCUUUGUCGGCGCCAGCGGAGAGCACUCCCGCAACGUCAGCGGCAACUCCCACGGUGUCUCGGAGCAGCAUUUCGACUCCUCUACUGGCCAGAACAUCAAAGGCAUCGAGUCCAAGGACAUUGUCGCCUUGAUGGACCACCUCACCGUCCGCGACGCCCAGCGCAACGCCAGAGAUACCGAGAUCCUAGUCACGCUUGUUCGGAGUGCGGCCGAGAUGCGCGAGAACUUCAACGAGAUCAAGAAGUUCAUCGUCGAGCAGGACCGCAUGAUUAUGCAGAAUACCGACCGGAGUGUGGAUCAGACGGUGCAGAAAGCGCUCGGCGGUCCCAGGCCGUUGCCCAGCAGUGAGUCGCCGCGCACGCCGCGCCAGCAGUCCCAGGAGGAUGUGCAGAUGAAGCGGAAAGGCGUCUUGCGACGCGCGCUCAAGGGGUUGACGGGGAGUAAGAGCGCCAGUGAUCUGGCCAAGGUGGAGGGCAUGUUGAUGCAGAUUCUGGACAAUGUCGAGGACCUCAAGCAUCAAGGCGGUGGUUUGGGGAGUGGGCAGCGCGAUACUGUUGGGUCCACGUACACGAACGAUAGUCUGGAUACUUACGAGCGGCUGCGCAACGCGCCGGAUCCCGGGUAUGAGCCGGAAGGACAGGCGGGGACGAGCAGUACGAAUGCGAGUCAUUCCGGCGGUCUGUCGCUGACGCCUAGAGGGGAGAAGUCGCAGUACCAUUCCGGCUACGACGGACGUCGCGGCUCGGUGAAUCGUGUGAGCACGGUCGUGGAGGGCGACGAAGACGAAGAACUCGAACCGCACGAGAGCCAUGUGCUGGACCACCAGUUCGAGCAGAACGACCGUUUCUCCACCCCCACGCAAGAGACUGUGCGAUCGAGGGGCUCGCUGGAGGCGGCUUCACCACACAACGGCGUGCCGUAUGGUGGUUUACAGGCGGACGAGAUUACGCCCCGCUCGACGGACAAGCAGCGCAAGCACAAGAGCAGCGGGUCCAGCCAGUUCGGCGGCGGCGUGCCGAAGGUUUCGCGCUGGAGCAAGACGACGAGUUCGUCGGCCGCGCCGGAUGUGGAGAUGUUGGAUAGUCCGAAUUUGCGGCAGCAGAGGCCGGUUUCGGAGGCUUCGACACGGUCGUCGACGGGGGAGUAUGGGGAUGAGCGGUAUGAGGAUGACCGGACGCGUUCGACGCAGAGUUUGCGGAGUGAGCGGGAGAGAGGGAUGGGUAUGGAGGAGACGAGGAGCGUGCGCAGCCAAGCGAGCAAGAUCUCACGCACGCCUUCGCCGCUCAUUCCCUCCGAAGCGAGUAUGCACCGCUACGAUGACGAGGACGAGUCCUCCCCAAUACAAGAAGAUCUCGACCACGAGCUCGACGACCCCAAGUACCAGGCCCACCGCAACUCGCUCCUGCUGCAGCACCCGCAGCCAAGACAAGGCCCGACCGCGAGGCAUCAGAACACCCUCGAGACGCACGCGAACGACUACGCUUUUGACGCGGCCACCAGCUCGGAUGUUUCGCAGCGCAGCGUCUCGGACUUUGACCCCGCGACGUGGGGCAGUAGCGGGACGGCGGGGCUGGCGAAGCAUCGCUUGACUCAGCAGAGUGACAACGGGCCGAUUAGUCCGGAGAGUAUGGGGAGUAGUGCGGCGUAUGGUGGGCGGUAUCGCGACAGCGACUCGUUGAUCCCGCAGAAGCCGGCGUCUCAGCAGCAGGGCAGGCAGAGCUACGCGCGGAGUCCGGAGCCCCAGCAGGAGGAAGAGGAGUACGAGUACGAGGAGCCGACGUACAGUAACUCUGGUUUCUCCCGCGGAGCACCUGCCGGGAGCGGCGGUGGAUACUACGCCAGUCCGUUUGGGUCGGGGCAUUUGCUUGAGCCUAUUGAAGAGGUCGAAAGCAUAGCCUCCUUCGAGCGCCAGUCCCCCGAGCCCACGGUGGCUUCGGCACAGGCUGUCGAUAUGCGGAAUCCCGCGCGCAAGAUUACCGGGCCGAGGCCUAUGGGCGGGGCGAAGUUGGUCGAGACGGGUGGGGGUGGGGGUGGGGGGAGUGGGACGGUGAGGAGGAAGCCGGUUAGGGGGGAGGGGUAUUAG